Erinaceus europaeus (western European hedgehog) is the source of this 5355-nucleotide messenger RNA. It is a transcript of the gene LOX, whose product is annotated as lysyl oxidase. Lineage: Eukaryota; Metazoa; Chordata; Mammalia; Eulipotyphla; Erinaceidae. The record is from RefSeq and is a predicted model, not a curated record. Gene Ontology annotation, biological process: peptidyl-lysine oxidation. The transcript has 7 exons. Gene Ontology annotation, molecular function: copper ion binding; protein-lysine 6-oxidase activity. Bases 450 to 1703 code for a protein of 417 amino acids.
UGAACAAAUAGCGGAGGGCCGGCCGCGCCAGAACGGCUUGUGUAACUUUGCAAACGUGCCAGAAAGUUUAAAAAUCUCUCCUCCUUCCUUCAGUCCAGACACUGCCCGCUCGCCGGGGCUGCCGCCGCCACCGCCGCCACCGCCGCAGCUCGGGCUUGCCUUGAAGAAAGAAAAAGAGGCGAGAAGCGGCUGCCACGUCCCUACGGCCGCCUUUGUGGGGAGCAGAGUCUGCAGCCUACCCCUCUCGCCGCUGCUGCUGGCUCAGGACUGAGAGCUUUGCGCUCUGCCCGCCUCCCCGGCUGGAGACUUUUCCCGCCUCCCUCACGUUCACUGUUUUGUUUUGUUUAAUUUGAUUUUUAAUAAUUAUUAUUUUAAACAACAAAAAAAAAUUUUUUUUUCCCCGAGCUCCGUUCUCCCGGGACUUCGAGAAGCCUCGAGCCAAGGGCGCCAUGCGCUUCGCCCUGACCGCGCUUCUGCUCGGGCCGCUGCAGCUUUGCGCGCUGCUGCGCUGCACCCCGCCCGCCGCCGGCCAGCAGCAGCCUCCUCGCUCGCCGCCCGCUGCCCCCAGCGCCUGGCGUCACCGGAUCCAAUGGGAGAACAACGGGCAGGUGUUCAGCCUGCUGAGCCUGGGCUCCGAGUACCAGCCCCAGCGCCGCCGGGACGCGGGUGCCAGCGCCCCCGGCUCCUCCAACUCUACCGCCGCGCAGCCGCGUACGCGGAUCCUGCUGCUCCGCAACAACCGCACCGGGGCGGCGGAGCGGACGCGGACCCCCGGCCCCUCGGGAGCUGUCGCCGGCCGCCCCAGGCCCACCGCCCGCCACUGGUUCCAAGCCGGCUACUCAUCUGGGGCCCGAGAUGCAGGCGCCCCGCGCUCCGGGAACUGGACGGCGCCUGCAGAGCGCCCGGUGCUCAGCAACCUACGACCUCCCAGCCGCGUGGAAGGCAUGGUGGGCGACGACCCCUACAACCCCUACAAGUACUCCGACGACAACCCCUAUUACAACUACUAUGACACCUACGAAAGGCCCCGGCCUGGGAGCAGGUACCGCCCUGGGUAUGGCACAGGCUACUUCCAGUAUGGUCUCCCGGACCUGGUACCCGACCCCUACUACAUCCAGGCGUCCACAUACGUGCAAAGGAUGUCCAUGUACAACCUGAGAUGCGCUGCGGAGGAAAAUUGCUUGGCCAGCUCAGCAUACCGGUCAGAUGUCAGAGAUUAUGAUCACAGAGUGCUGCUAAGAUUCCCCCAAAGAGUGAAAAACCAAGGGACAUCAGAUUUUCUCCCAAGCAGGCCAAGAUAUUCCUGGGAAUGGCACAGUUGUCACCAACAUUACCACAGCAUGGAUGAAUUCAGCCACUACGAUCUUCUUGAUGCCAACACACAGAGGAGAGUGGCCGAAGGCCACAAAGCCAGUUUCUGUCUUGAGGACACAUCCUGUGACUAUGGCUACCACAGGCGAUUUGCCUGCACUGCACACACACAGGGUCUGAGUCCUGGAUGUUAUGAUACCUACAAUGCAGACAUAGACUGCCAGUGGAUUGAUAUAACAGACGUACAACCUGGAAACUACAUUCUAAAGGUCAGCGUGAACCCCAGCUAUCUGGUGCCUGAGUCGGACUACACCAACAAUGUUGUGCGCUGUGACAUUCGCUACACAGGACAUCAUGCAUAUGCCUCAGGCUGCACAAUCUCACCGUAUUAGAAAGCAAGCCAGAAUUUCCAAUGGAUAAAUCAGUGCCCAGUUGUUCUGAAGUGGAGAAAAGUUGAUGAACUUCAGUAGGAUUUAUGUCGUUUUGAAAAAAGAGAACAGAAAAACAACAAAGGAAGUUUUGUAUGGGCUGUUUUAUAGCUAAACACAUAACUGGAUAUUGGAUGUUUAAAUUGAAAUGUUUAAUAUCAGCAGUCACAUUGAUUUGGGAAUCAGUGCAGGGUUUUAAUUCUAUAGUUGUAGACUUGGCUCUUUCAAAUAAAUGCAAAUUUCUUAUGCCAUUUUGAAAUUAUAGUACAAAAGAGAAACCAUUUCAGUGAAUGAGCCAAAAUUACUUUGAGCUGGGAAUUUUUUUUUUUUUAAAGAGUUGAAACUUGAGUGAACCAUACAAAAACUGGCCUCUGUAGGUCCUAACAUAAAUUAAGAAACAUGGCUCCUACUGUUUGACUAGAUAGGGACACACUUGGUGCUGAGAAAGGAACAAACACAUUACCAUUGAUGUCAAGAAAUACUACUAUAUAGCAGAGAAUCGACAGCAUGUGUAUUCAGAUAGUUACAUCCCUAUAUAAAAUGUGUUUACAUCUUAAAUCGUAGAUAAAUUGCCUUCUUUCUGUCGAGUGUACAAUUUCAUUCUGACUGAAGUCAGCUUUUAUUUUGGAAUGGAUGAAGUCAUUGAGCUGCCCAAUUCCUGUCUGACUCUUGUUGACGCUCCCUCUACUCUGUUACUCUCCUGUGGGCACUUUUUUUAAGUGGCAUUCUUAAAACGAAGAUUCUAGGGACUGAGACAGAUACAUAGGAUGACUGUGUCAAUGGUAAGUCAUUCUAGUGACAUAUGAUUCACAAAUAAUAUCCAUUUAAGAACAGGAAGCAUUAUCCAGAAAGAAUUUCCUUGACAACAUAUCAAAAUAAUUGACAUGACCCCUUUCCCCCACCCCAAACAAAACUGUGUAUUAAAAAAAAUACUAAAAAGACACAAUAGUAUCUUCAACUUAUCUACAUUUGUAUAAUCAGCUUUAAAAAUAUAAAAAGAAAGGUUAAACACAUAAAUUUUCCAAAUUAAUGUAAUCUGCUAGGUCAGCUAGGAAUCACACAUACGUAUUUUGCUUUUUUUUUUCACAUGUGCAUCUGAAAAAUAAUGUAGAUUAGCAAAGCACCUAGCACUGUGUACUCAAGGGGUUGGUGAAUCAGGGGGUUGGGAAUACUUUCUGCAAAAGCAAGCACUGUGCUACAUAAUGAGACAGCUGUGAUUCUUAUUUUAAACUGUGACUUGGAGCAUUCCUCUCUUUCCUAGAUUUGAAAGGUGCAAAAAGAACAUUGAAUUACACUUAGAAGUGAGUGGUGCUUAAGCAGAAGUUUUCCUACACUAGUCAGUAUUAAAAGUCCCAAAGUAUUUCCAAGGCCAGGACACAUUAGGUCACAUUUGAAAAGUGAGUUGGCAUCUUUGUAUUCCAUACGUAUGUCAUAGAGUUGUGAAGCCAACACCUAUCACUACAUCAUCACUCCGUGCUUGCUGGGGCCUAGCCACGGCAAGGGUCUCAAGAUGGACAGUUACCAAGAGGUGGAUAGAAUGGGCCAUAUGCUAGCGCACAUGCUUACCAAGAGAGAAUGCAGACAGCUUGAGAGAGAUCCAGAACUUCCACUGACAUCAUAUCUGAGCUAUGGAAAUGAUUCUUUGGUGGACCUCUUUGCCUUAAAUUGCUUUCUAGUUUUAUAAUUGCAGUUUGAUUCUUUCAAACUGCAAUAGUUUCUAGUAGAGUUGUUUUAAUAUACUUGCUUUUUAAACAACAAAAACUACUGUCAGUAUUAAUACUGAGCCAGAAUGGCAUCUACAGGUUUAGGGUCUAUUGUUUCAUUAUUUUUUUUAUCCCUGUAUUAAAUAAGACAUAUUUAUAAUCAUUCUUUGGGCCUUUCAUCUGUCUGUCCAUUCAUUACCUUUUGAUGGUCUAUUAUAUACCAAGAACUCAUGUACCAGGCAUUGAUAUAAAAAGGUCCUGCCCACCCUAAGCAUUACCAAAAAAAAAAAAAAAAAAAACUACACAUUAGGCUAAUUUUGUUUCAGUUUUGAGAACUUUAAGCACCAUUAAACAUUUCUACUUUACAUUCUGUUGUUUUCCAUAUUUUAUUUUAAAAAUAAGUUAAAACUUAAUAGUUAUAUGCAUAUAUAUGUUACUAAUAAUUAAAUAUAUAUAUAUAUUUCCAAUGAUUGAAAUGUUUGUCUUUUAAAUACAGCAUGUACUGUUUGGUUGAUGUUGAAAAAAAUUUUAAUUAGGAAGCUGAAGAUUCUCACUUAUUAUGUAACCAUCCAUCUUUCCAGUGACACGCCUCCCCCCCACCCCCCACAUCAUCUCCCCUGAAAUAUCCCCAGUGGACUCCCAAUUAACUCACAAGGGUUGAUUUAACACACUGUAUUUUUUUAACCUUUUUAACAGAUAUUAAUUAAUUAGUGAAAGCUAUCCAUUUAAUAAUAUUUUAAAAGUUACAUUCUAACCAAACUAUAGGAAACUGAAAUGAAACAAAGAACUUUGAGUGCCAAAGAUAAACUAAUAGAAGACUAAAAAAAAAAUGAACUAAAGAGGAAGAUAUUUACUGAAACUUCUACCAGUCAUAUUAGUGGCAUCUUAAUUAUUCAAACCAUAGACUGGAAUAAAGGUGUCUUGACUUAAAGUAGGACAUAUAUGCCUGUUUCCAGGAAAUCUUUAUAUUUUUACAUAAUUAUUUCAUUAUGUUUUUCUUUCUUUUUUUUUUUUUUUGCCUCCAGGGUUAAUGCUGGGGCUCGUGCCGGCACUAUGAGUCCUCUGCUCCUGGAAGCCGUUUUUUCCAUUUUAUUGGAUAGGACAGAGAGAAAUUGAAAGGGGAGAAGAAUAUAGAAAGGGGGAGAGAAAGAUAGACACCUGCAGACCUUCACCACUUAUGAAGUGACUCCUCCCCCGCCACAGGUGGGGAGCCAGGGCCUCAUUAUCUCUACUUAAGUUUCAAUAGGUAUUUGAAAUAAUGAACUUUUUUUUUUUCUCUGUAAAGUCUCCUAGGAUAGUGAAAUUCACAAAUGUUGCCAGUAUCCGGUUCUAGAGGAAAUGCAGUGCACUAAAAUGAUUGUGCUGAGAAUUCACCUUUAACAAGCUGUGUGAAAAUACUGAGUUUCUGGUCAGGAGAUACUUUGUUUUAGAAAUAACUUGCUUUGAUAGUAACAGUAUAUAGUACCUGUUAUGAGAAAAAUCAUCCUAUUCUCAUAUGUGUUUAGAUUUCAUAUUUAUAAUCAAUGUAAUCAACACCUGCAUUCCAUUGUCACCUCCCAAAAGCCAUUUUUAACAAUUAAAACAUUUCAAGCCAAAAUGGUGCUGAAUUAUUUCAACUUGAAUGUAAAAUGUGUUGCGUUUGCUCACAGGAUAUAGACAUUUACUUAAUAUAUAACUGAUUUUUAUGAACUAAGUGACCUAUCAUUUGAUAUUGUACUCUUUUGUAAGGAAGUUUCAGUUUCUCCCAAAUUUUUCAGGAAUUCUAUUUGUAUAACAUUUGUUAACUUUUUUGAAGUGCUUACUUUUAAUGCCCAGACACUAGCUUUAUAUUCUCCUUUACAUUCUAACAUUCCUUUUUAUUAUAUGCCUAUCCUAUGAUUGCAGGAUUACAUUAAAAUACCUUGAAUAAAUGA